AUGCGAGUCGCCUUUGUGCUGCCAGCGAGAGAAGCUUCUCAGUAUCAAGAGCGGAAUCAGGGCCAUGCUACGCCCACAGAUGUCGGUACAUACACCGACGAUGCCCGCUGCGGCCACACGCAGACGCAGACGCGGACGCGGAAUCAUGCAGGUGGCCAAGACUCCCCAUACGCCCAUUGUUCCGCCAUCGCCGGCUCCACGGGCGUGUCUCCAGCAUGA
Molecule: messenger RNA, 219 nt
Organism: Drechmeria coniospora
Lineage: Eukaryota; Fungi; Ascomycota; Sordariomycetes; Hypocreales; Ophiocordycipitaceae
Exons: 1
Coding region: 1-219 (72 amino acids)
Source: RefSeq, a predicted model, not a curated record